AGGACUAUGAUGGCACAGCACGUCCACACAAGGACAACACAGACAGCAGAAUGAAACGGGAUCAAAGCGACUAUGGGAAGCUCGAAAAGCGGUUGGCAGAGUUCAGCCAUCCGUUCCUUGGUGAAGAUUUGAUCAGCCUCUCCAGUGGGAAAGUCUGUUCUGCUCAAGCAACCUCCGAUCUCCUAUCCAGUCACACGCAGGGAAAGAGUGCAAUGAGCAAGUUCGUGGCAGACCGCUUGGAGAGUCAGGCAGUUGAUUUCUUCACACCGAUAUCACGGCUGAACCUGAAGACGUUCUCGGAAACCAAAUCUGCAGCAAAGAAGUCUUCCAAGACAACAGCGAUCGUGGCAGAUAGGAGCUUAUUCGGCCGGCUACUAGUUAUGGCUCAAUCAAGGUCAUUCGACUUGAAGGAACUCUUCCAGCAUGAGCUUGGACCAGUCCCAUGGGCCCUGGCCAACGCAGACGGAUCCCUUGUGAAGACUCCAAAGAGUAAGCUGCUGCUUGCUCUUGAGAAGAAAGUUGACCCACUGGAGUCAGUUCCGCGUGGUCCCGCCGUUAUGGUCGACGCGAUGGCAUUACUGCAGAGCUACACAUCUGCGCCACCGACAUUCGGACAGCUCAGCGAACAAGUCUUCAAGCAGCUAGUCUCCUACCUUCCAGCUACUCCUCCAGCACGAGUUGACUUCGUAGCAGAUCAAUACCACACUGCGUCGAUUAAGUCGUGCGAGCGCUCAAAGCGAACGGCCUCAACUGAGCCCCUGCGAGUGGCAGUACAACGUCCAGACCAGGCUAUUCCUACUCAGUGGAAGCGGUUCAUGGCAAGCGGAGCGAAUAAGGCCGGCCUAAUCCAGUUCUUCGCUGACCAUUGGAGUUCUACACCGGAGCUCAAGGCAACAUUGGGUGUCAGUCGCAGUGUAUUCAUAACCGUGGGACAGCAGUGCUACGUGUUGCAAGAAGAAGAAGGGAAAUCGACACUUUCAUGGCACCAGGUGUCCAGGUUAGUAUUAUAAAAGACAAACAGUACAAUGUCAUGUUUAUUGCGACUUUGACUAUUGUCAAGCAAGUGGUAUAAAACAUUUGCUGCAUAUUGGUCCCACAAGUACAAGUAGGAUAUUGCUGAUGGAUUGAAUUCAGUGAUGAAAAUCACAUAAUCUGGCAGAGCCAUGUUAUCGUUCUCUGAAUGCCCGGGAAAUCAUUUUGCUCUUUUUACAAUUUUGAUCAUGUUCACAGGUUGACCAGCAAUCAUGAGGAAGCAGACACCCGGCUGAUCCUUCAUGCCGCUGAUGCUGUGCAGCAAGGAUUCCCAGAUAUUGUCAUUCGGUCGCCAGACACGGAUGUAGCCGUGAUUGCCAUUGGCUCCGCUAGCAGCAUUCCCGGUCGGCUCAUAUUCCAGACUGGCACGCAGCAACGGAGGCGGUUCAUCGACCUUACCCAGCUGUCACAGAAGCUGGGCCCCCUGGUUUCGUCUGCAAUUGUUGGACUGCAUGCUCUUACUGGGUGUGACAGUGUCAGUUCCUUUUCUGGGAAGGGAAAGACUGCUCCGCUGAAGCUGCUCCUGUCAAGCACGCGAAUGGCAGAGGCACUGGCGACACUGGGUGUCAAUGCUACAUCGGAUGACCAGCUGCUUUCUGAAUGUGAGUGGUUUGCGUGUGCCUUGUAUGGCAAUCCUGGCCAGCAAGACAUCAACAGCCUGCGCUACCAAAAGUUCUGUGCGGCCACAUCCUGUGCUCCGCACAAACUACCGCCCUCACGCGACGCUCUCCAUCAACAUGUGGCCAGGGCUAACUACCAGGCCCACAUUUGGCGGAGCGCCACCACUGCGAUGCCAGAAGUACCGAGUCCAGUGGGCCAUGGCUGGCAGUCGGAGACUGACGGCACGCUUUCCAUCUCCUGGAUGCUGCAGCGCGUCGCUCCUGCUGACAUACUAAAACUGGUGAGCUGUGGGUGCAAGACAAGGCACUGCGUAAGUCAGCACUGUUCGUGCAAGAAGGCGUCCUUGGCUUGCACGGACAUCUGCUCGUGCUGCUCAUGCGCCAAUCCGUUUGGGGCCGUACUCGAACAGAACGACAGCUCCGGUGCCGCAGAUGUGGGAACAACUGCAUGUGAAGGCGACCAAAACAGUGAGAGCGAGGAAAGUACUGGUGCUGACGACUUUGAAGAGUCUGACUCCAGCUCAGAUUCUGAUGAGGAUCCAGAUCAGGAGUUUGACGACUCGCUGUAGACACUGGCAACUGCACCGUCCUCCCCUGGUCCAAGCCACCCAUUGUGUUUGUGAAUUAUGGCUAUGGCUGUCAACACACCUAACCUGUUCACACAUUGUAUAUAAACUGCUUGUACAUAGCUUGGCUUCUAAAGCGAUGACGCUAUCAUCCUACAUUUUAUUCCAAUUUACAUAUUAAACUGGGCAUAUUGUCCAUGAAUUGCACAGCACUGGACAUGUCUUCCUUACUACAGUUGUAGUAUUUAUUUAUUUCAUUUUCGAUUGAGUAGUGACUACAAUGCGUUUAUAUCA
Messenger RNA from Sycon ciliatum, 2512 nucleotides. RefSeq lists its product as uncharacterized. Lineage: Eukaryota; Metazoa; Porifera; Calcarea; Leucosolenida; Sycettidae. The coding region runs from base 51 to 1010 and encodes 319 amino acids. The record is from RefSeq and is a predicted model, not a curated record. The transcript is spliced from 2 exons.